AGGGUAGGGAAGAGAGGAGUCCCGCCGCAGCCUCUGCUCCAUAUCCGCCACCGACAGAUCCGGCCUCAUCGAUCCAAAUACCGCCGCCGCCUCUGCUCCUUUUUUUCCUUCAAUCGAUGGCGAUGGCUGAAAUCUGUAUGCCGAGUAACUUUCCUUACUAUGGAUGGAUAGAAGACGAUGAAACCGCAUCGACGCCAGAUUUAAUAGAAUUACCACAAGAAUCUGUAGAAUUUGACGAAGAAGAAGAAGACGACAACGAGGAAGAGAAAGAGGAAGAGGAGGAAAGAGAUGAAGAUUACGUUCCGCCCGUAAGAAUGGAAAGGGUUUCACGGAACCGAAAUCGGAACCAUUCUUCAAAUCCCGUUCAAUCCGUAGCCCUUCAAGGCGCAGAAGAAGAUGCUAAAGUAACAAUGCUUGGAGUGGUUCCAAGCUUGGUUAGAACAUGGAAAAAUACAAAUUGCACAGCUGGCUUUGACUGGUCUUCCAUUCGGUGAGGAGUGAGGAAGAGGAAGAAGACGAAGAAGAAGAAGACGACAACGAGGAAGAGGAAGAGGAAGAGGAGGAAAGAGAUGAAGAUUACGUUCCGCCCGUAAGAAUGGAAAGGGUUUCACGGAACCAAAACCGGAACCGGAACCGGAACCGAAACCAGAACCAUUCUUCAAAUCCCGUUCAAUCCGUAGCCCUUCAAGGCGCAGAAGAAGUAAAUGUCUUGACUCCUCUGGUUCCCCCAAACGCAACUGAAGUUAUCGAUGUAGAAGAUGAUUACAGAAGGAGAGAACAAGGGGAAGCGUCUUCCUCGUCGUUCUCUGUAUUUGAAAGCUUCACUGUAAUAUAAAAAUAUGAGUUUUUCAAUAGCAAGGGUAUAAUGGUCAUUUUAAGUCGACACUUAAC
This is a messenger RNA of Macadamia integrifolia, 891 nucleotides long. Its product is annotated as cysteine-rich hydrophobic domain-containing protein 1-like. The transcript has 3 exons. Bases 117 to 494 code for a protein of 125 amino acids. The record is from RefSeq and is a predicted model, not a curated record. NCBI's taxonomy places the organism in Eukaryota, Viridiplantae, Streptophyta, Magnoliopsida, Proteales, Proteaceae.